Diutina rugosa is the source of this 4494-nucleotide messenger RNA. RefSeq names its product DEAD/DEAH box helicase. The record is from RefSeq and is a predicted model, not a curated record. Gene Ontology annotation, molecular function: ubiquitin protein ligase activity; ATP-dependent chromatin remodeler activity; ATP binding. Gene Ontology annotation, biological process: DNA damage response; protein polyubiquitination. NCBI's taxonomy places the organism in Eukaryota, Fungi, Ascomycota, Pichiomycetes, Serinales, Debaryomycetaceae. Gene Ontology annotation, cellular component: nucleus. The transcript has a single exon. The coding region runs from base 1 to 4494 and encodes 1497 amino acids.
AUGAAGGUGAACCGCCUCGACAUCCUGGGCAUUUUAAGCCUUGUAAAAAGCACAGUCCGGUACAGACUCACUCGCUUAUUGCAAGAGGGAAAUGACGAUGCCGUUAAUGAAGACUUGGUUACUCUUUUCGACGAAUCCUUCGAGUUACCGUUUGAAUGCCCCGACCCUUUGGCGAAUUACAAAGCAGUUUGGCCUUACAAUGGGAAUACAUAUGAUCUCCACGUCAAUUCCAUUUGUAUCAGGGUUGAUACGAAAUCUUCGACUAUGUUUAUCUACUCGAAGGCUCUGGACAGUUUAAAACUACCCUCGAAAGCCCUUGUUUUAAUUGAUUGCAGUGAUAACUCAAUUAUUUCCUCCAGUGAAAGAGCAAUUCUGAUGCUUACUUUAUGGAAGGUUACCACGGUUUUGACAUAUUCGCUGACAGUAGCAAAACUGAAUGGAUUGGUUUUGGAUGAUCCCGAAUUACGUAUACACCCGAACUUUGACGAGAAUAACUUACGAAUUACCAUCCGCAUGGCCAUCAAAACCAGUUUCGAUCUCUCUCUGGAAAUACUGCAGCCAGUCGCGGAGAAUUUGAGAUGUAUUGCUGAUAAUACCUUCAAAAUCGACUCAGUCAACUACAAUCUCGAUUCUCCAAAACUCCACGAAGUUUUAUUAAACGAUGCACAUGAGGUAUCCACUCGUUUGUUCUAUCGUGCUGUCAGCGCUUGCACAGCAGACAUGCUUCCUGUCCCCGCCACCAACUUUGAAAAAUAUGAGCUCAGAUAUAAGUUAUUCCCCUUUCAACGUCAAACAGUUGACUGGAUUUUACAGAAGGAAAAUUUGCAAUACAAUCAGAAGACCUCAAAAUAUGAACCCAUCCCUGUUGUGUCGCAAGAGGACUCUCAGAAUUUGCAGGAUUUCAGAUGUGGUAGUCACCUUGAUUUGAAUCUGAUUGGUCAACUUUUACGCAGACUACUUUCAAAGCAUACUUUUGGAUGGGAAGUAGCAAUGUACGGAAGCCAACCACGUUUCCUAUACAACAAGUACACUGCCCAAACUGCUUCAUUCAAGGCAGCAGCAAAGGCUAUCGCUAAAUGGAAUGAAGAACCAAGCUUGCAUCUCCAUGCAGCAAAGGGCAUACUUGCUGAAGGAGUGCGUCUUGGGAAAACCUUUGAGGUUGCUGCCACUAUUUUGAUCAAUCAACGGCCCAAAGACAAGCUGCAAGAGCCUCACAAACUCGCGAAUGGCAAGACGAUCUUUACUGCGGGCACCACCUUGAUAAUUGUGCCCAUGCGUUUACUUCUGCAAUGGGUUCUGGAACUUAAACGUUUUGUUCCUCUGCUUGCUGUUACAAUCUAUAAGGGCGCCAAUGGAUACCCCGAACUCAAAAAUAUUCCCCUGUGCAUUGCUGAAUCUUUUCUUUGUUACGAUGUUGUGGUCGCGGCAUACGAAACAUUAUCUGUUGAGUUGGAUCAUGCAGAGUACUCUUCCAAACAGCAACCUGCUCGGAGAAGUACCAAAAGAAAGGGCGAAGACAGAAAUACAAGACCCAAACGAUUACGUUCUUCCACAAUGGAUCAGUCCGAUUUUUCAGUUAACACCCAAGAACUGCUGGGAGAUUUACAGACUCCGAAUGACUCAGAAGUGUUACAGGGAGAGAAUACCGCCACCAGUGUUGAUGACAAUGAUCGCGGUGAUGAAGCUCCAAAAGAACGUGGGCUGCCGCUUAUGGAACUCCAAUUUUGGCGCGUUGUUAUUGAUGAGUCGCAAACUAUGUGUCACGAAGAUUCUCGAGCACUUCGGUUUGUCGCAUUAGUCCCUAAACAUCACGUGUGGUGUGUUUCUGGGAUCCCAUUUAAUGAUCUGUUCGAGGACAUCCAGUUUUACUUGGAUAUACUUCAAUGUCUGCCCUUCAAUGGUGUCAAGUUAGCCUGGAAAAUGUUAAAGAGCUGUCCUCGCGAAUUUGUACAAUUGUGCUCAACGCUAACUAUUCGCCACACAUAUGCGAUGGUUUGCGAUGAUUUUGAACUUCCUCUCCAGCAUCGUGUGGUAGUGUCUUGCCAAUUUCCCACUGAAGUGAAAAAGCGAUAUAUGUCUAUGAAAGAAAAAUUUCUGGCAAUUCAGCGCCUGAACACCAAGGCUAAGAUUAAGGGACUUGAAGAAUUGAGAAUGUUUUGUGAUUUUUCCGUUGUUGCUAGCAAGGUAAAAUCGGAAAAAGUGGAAUCACACACAAAUGAUACCCCUUGCAUGAAGAGCUCCCUCCAACAGUUGCAAUCUUUAACCAAAGAGAAGACUAUACAAUUUUUUGAAAUCCAACUUCAGAUGGGAAAAUCUUUUGCUGACGUUGCUGAAUAUUUCUGCUUCAAGAAGAUACCACAUUUGGCCAUUGAAUUGUUGGCAGCGGGGAUAGAGCUGGUGAAGAAUAUCCUACGUCAUUUAAGUGUGCAAGUUGAGCUGGCAAUAACUAACAAGGAUAAUCUUCGUGCUAAAAGAUUUCGCACAUUUAUGCAUCUGUUUGUAAUCGUCUUGCACGAAUACUACUAUUUGACCGGGUUUGCUCACAGUCAGAUUCUGUGUGGUGACGUCGAUGAGUCCUUUGAGCGGGACUCUGUUGAUAUAUCUGGGUUCCAUUCUUUUGAUUACAAGAAGGGGCUCUGCGAGAUCAGUAAUGAUGCUGAAACUCUGGCCUCAAAUGCGUUGUUCGGUGAAAGAACAAACGAUAAUGCCGACUCAAAGCUUGUCAGCGAACAAUUUUACGAUAAAGCGAAAUUAAUUCGGCAAAGACUUUUUGAUAUGACUGUGAAUCAUAAUCUCGGAUUGUUCAAAUCGAUAAAAGAUAAGCAAGAUGAACUUUGUGCUGAGGUUCUGUUGAUUGAGUUCAAUGCUGAUUUGAGUGAAGUUGUUGGCAGUAUCUUGAAAGUUAAACGUGUUGAGCAGUUGAAUGUUGAAGCGAAGCUUAUCAACGAGAAGCUGAAAUUGCUUGUUGAGUUUUUAGACAAACUUGAUUCGGAGAACAGAAUGCUGAUUGAAAAUCUUGAAAAACUGCUAUGUGAUCAGGAAGAACUACAAAGCAUACGAACUGUAUUGAAUGAAUUAACUGCGGCUCGGGUGCAGGGGCUCCUCGGUGUAAUGAGUCAUAGAUCAUGCCAGAAAGAAUUAAGUCAAUUUGACGACAUCGAAGACCUCGAGUCAUUUCAAAAAGAGGCAUAUAAGGUUCGUUCUUCAGAUGGACCUCUGUUGUACGAAAUUGUAAAGCGGUUGGACAUUGCAGGCGAGUCUACCAGCAAGGUCCGUGAGGAAACGGGGAUGAUUUUAGCACUUCAGCAGGUGUCACUUGAUAAAUUGACACGGGGGCUUGCUAUACACGGCUGUGCUUUAUUUGAUGCGUUGAUCGAUUAUUCCCAUUAUGUGCAUCUAAUAUUGGAUUCCGUAAAGGAAAACAAUUUUCAGCAAUGCGAUCAACGCACUGUAGCUGAAGAAGUCACACUCAAGUCUACCGAGCACAUAAACCUCAAAAAGGCUCUUGACGAAGCUUUCAAUGAGCUACGGCAUCUUUCUGGGCAAAUGUCAAAUUUUGAAUUACAAGACCUAUUGAUGUGCCCAAUCGAUCACACUAAAAUAUCGAUGGGUGUGCAAUUGCCCUGUGGUCAUCUGUACAGUAGUGUCACUGCAGAGUCAGCUUUCGAAACUGGUACUUUUGAUAAAUGCGGCAUUUGCAGACAACGUCUCCCUGAAUUCAAAUCGUCUCCUGAAUUUCGAAAGUUCACUCAAUCGCAAAACUUCUUACGGCCCGAAUCUCACCCCAAUAUUGAAUAUGAGGCACGCUCCGAUGACGUUGUAACAGCACUGAAGGAUCAUAUGAACGCUAUCGAUAAGCUGGUUGUGAAAAAAAGAUAUUCCACGAAAGUCGACGUCAUUGUUCGCCAUAUAUUGUACUUGAAAUCUCGAAAUCCUCGUGUUCAAAUCGUGAUUUACCUGCAAUUUUCAAAAAUGCUAGAUUAUUUGGGUGGCGCCCUCAAGAUGCAUGAUAUAACGUUCUUGCGGUCCUUAGUUCUGACGAAUUCCAAGAUUGACAACUCUUUCUUACAGGGUAACACUGAUGGUGCAAAACAAUUCAAAGCAAGUGACAGUACCGUAACUUGUUUUUUGCUUGACGCACAUGCCCAAGAUACUGGACUCAACUUGGUGAAUGCCAAUCACGUCUUUUUUUGUGAACCGCUUGUGAACAAAUUCUUGGAACUUCAAGUCACCCAGCAUAUCCAACGAAUUGGGCAGACCAAGUCAACUUCAAUUUGGAUUUUCAUGAUAGAAGAUACUGUGGAAGAAACGAUUUUCUCGAUAGCUGAAAAAAAAUGGCUGGAAUACCUUGCUUCUGCUGAUGAUUUUGAGAGUAAACUUUUCCUGGAGUACGGUUUCAUCAAGGCAAUGAUUGCAGGGUGGUCGAAGCGUGGAGAAUUCAUGUCUGAUGAUGAUUUACAAGACAUAUACAACGCCCUUGAAUUUCAGAGUUGA